AUGAACAAUUCCAAAAAGCAGCUAUUAGUGAAGGAAUUUCAUACUCCAGCGAAAAGAAAUUUUCCGAAAAGAAUACAACUAGCAAAGACAUCGUACUAUCGUACUAUCGUACUGCGGCCCAUCAACGUUACUUCUGCGAUUGCCGAAAAACUUUUAUCCACUGUGUACAGUCGCAUAAAAAUUGCUGCACCCGCGCGAUUUAAAGUGAAUGAAUCGGUACGCGUGAGCAAAUUUAAGACCAUUUUUAAUAAAGAUUAUACACCGAAUUGGACUACGGAGAUAUUUACAAUUGCCAAAGUGCAGAGAACUAAUCCCAUUACUUAUUUAUUAAAGAAUUCCUGUAGAAAACACAUUGCUGGCGGAUUUUACGAAUAUGAACUGCAACGAGUAGCUAAUCCUGACUUGUAUUUUGUUGAAAAAAUUUUACACAAAAGGGGGAAUGAGGUUUAUGUGAAAUAG
Messenger RNA from Solenopsis invicta (red fire ant), 459 nucleotides. RefSeq lists its product as uncharacterized. NCBI's taxonomy places the organism in Eukaryota, Metazoa, Arthropoda, Insecta, Hymenoptera, Formicidae. Bases 1 to 459 code for a protein of 152 amino acids. The record is from RefSeq and is a predicted model, not a curated record. The transcript is spliced from 2 exons.